Branchiostoma floridae (Florida lancelet) is the source of this 2408-nucleotide messenger RNA. RefSeq lists its product as uncharacterized. Bases 1 to 1737 code for a protein of 578 amino acids. The transcript is spliced from 3 exons. The record is from RefSeq and is a predicted model, not a curated record. Gene Ontology annotation, biological process: protein polyubiquitination; negative regulation of translation; proteasome-mediated ubiquitin-dependent protein catabolic process. NCBI's taxonomy places the organism in Eukaryota, Metazoa, Chordata, Leptocardii, Amphioxiformes, Branchiostomatidae. Gene Ontology annotation, molecular function: zinc ion binding; protein binding; ubiquitin protein ligase activity.
AUGUCAGCCGAGUCAACCCUGCUCACUGCGAACCGAGAGGAGCUUGUUAAGAACAUCCGGUUUGUGGAGCCGUUUCUGGACAAACUUCUCCAGACGAACCAGCUGACUGGUGAGGAGUGUGAGGUGGUGAGGAGCGGCAGGACUCCCCAGGACCGGGCCAGGGCUCUGAUUGGUCUGGUGGGCACCAAGGGGCAGGAGGCGUUCGGACAUUUUCGUCACGCCUUGAAGGAGACAAAUCCCGAACUGGAGGACACCCUACACAGGUGUGCAAAACACAACCUGCACUUGAAGCUGUACUGUGAGGAGUGCGGGGCGAUGCUGUGCCGCUCUUGUCGCUCGGAAGACCACAAGGAUCACAGGUGCACAUCUUUGGUGGCGGAAGGAGACGCCCUCCGCCGCGAGUUCACGGCCUUCAAGAGAGAGAAUCGGAAAAUCCUCAUCGAGCACAACAAAGAGGUCAACAGUUAUAAUGUCGCAAACAUGCGAAGGGAAGCAAACAAGAGAGCAGAGGCUCUUAAGGAGAAGCUUUGUGCAAAGAUAGACGAAGAACGUCGCUGGUUUCUGAAGCAAGUAGAUGACGGUUGUCAUGCAAAAGGUGUUUCAAGUAUUGCGGACUCGGAAAGCGUGGCGGGAUCAGAGAUCUCAUUUUCCUCAGCUGCCAAGGAAAACAAAGAGUCGAACGACACUGAAGAUGAUGGAGCGUGUGUUACGGAUGACCAGACGACUCUGUGUGACGAUUUGCAGACCGCCCAUCUCGAAGAAGAGAGCUUGGAUCUGUUGGAAGACGUUUUCUUACCGUUUGAUGACAACACACGGAUCCACAUAAAGGCAUCAAAAAAGUUUCCAACGGCAGAUUUCCUCCACUCAUUCGGAGGAACAGGAACAGAAAAAGGCCAGUUUAUCGCUCCAAUGGGUUUGACCAUCUGCCCCCGAAAUCGAAUCAUCAUAGCUGACACAGGAAAUGAUCGGGUCCAGCUUUUCGACAUUGACGGAAAAUGGCAGAAGGCGAUAUAUGUGGGAAAACAUAGAACAGCUGCUCCUAGAUAUCCAACCGCCGUUGCUUGCCGCUCUUUCUGUUCGCCAGGGGACGUCCUCGUUACGUGCCCUCUUACAGGAGAACUGCUACAGUUUGGGUUGAACGGCAAUACAGACACGCGGGGCUUGGCUAGAAUACAUGUCAAAAGCUGCAACGGUGUAGUUGUGCUGGAUAGAGGCAACACUGUUGUAAUUUCUGAAGAUCGCCACAACACAAUUGCAACUUACACGAGGGCAAAGUUCUCAUCUGGAAGUGUCAGGUACGUAAAGACUAAAACACACAAUAUACUCAAUGGGCCUUUCUGUGAACCACGGAACAUCAACACCGACGGCUUGUCCAACGUUUACGUUUCUGACAUUGGUGACAGCACGGUCAAACUUCUGGAUAAGAACGGAGAUUUAGAAGGCAUCAUUGGCAAAGACAUUCUGGAGUAUCCUACUGGAGUUUGUGUUGACAAAUCGGGCAAUGUCAUCGUGGCAGACGCGGAGAAAAACACCCUGGAAAUCUUUGCAAGUGACGGGCAUCAUCUUGACACCCUCAUACCCGAAAAUGAAGGCAUGAAGGCACCAUGGGAAAUAGCGCUGACACCAGACCAGACAAAGUUGGUCGUUGUGGACGGCGGAAACCAUCGUGUUGUCGUCUACAGGUACAACCAAGCUGGAGACGAGGGUGUACUCACAAACAAGGACAUACGUGACUAACGGACAUGAUAGCAAUACACUCAGAUACUUAUUUUUCUCUGUACCAAGUCAUGAGUAUGCCCUAUUAGCUAUACCCUCUGCAGUAUAGAGAGCAAGAAUGUAGGUUAUACUAGAGUAUCAUAGAACAAAAGGGUAGGGUAAACUAACUGAUAUUGUGAACGGUAUGAAGGACGUGAUUAGAUUUAUGGUGAUGAUUUUGAACUAUAGGCUAUGGCUUUACAUAAUCUUUAAGUGGGCACAAGUUCACAAGUGGAAAUAUACGGUUACACUAACUUUACACUCUAUAGAGAAUACAACAAGAGUGGAAUAAAUGCUAACUAGAUAGCAAAGUAUAUCUAGUCGUUUUAUACUGUGGCUUUAUUUUACAAAUUCCUUACGUAGGUACGAUAAGAGUUUUGUUUAUUGUCCUAAUUGUAUACUCUGUUGGUGAAAAGAACAGGAAUAAUAGACAAAUUAGCUAUUAGCUUAAUCAGAAUUGUAACCUUAUCAAUUCAGUUCAGUCAUCCAUCCGGUGACACUAUAAAGUUCCUCCAGACGACUCUGUCGCUCAUGACGGACAGGAGUAAGACCUUUAGAGUAUAUACUAGUAAAAACAACUGUAGCAGCGAGCAGAAAUGUAGCAUCAACUUCAUAAUUUAUAGGAGUCAAAUGUAAUAAAGCAUGGAAUUGAU